AUGCUGUCGGCCGUCUACAAGGCGGGUCGCGCUCCUGCCGUCCUCCGUCAUGGUCGCCGUGUUCCCGUGGCCUCCUCGCAGCUGAGGCCGCUGGUCACGGGCUCGAAUGCCAGCCCAUUCCGCACACAGGCCGACGCCGCUAUCUCGUCUAGGUUACCCCAAAGGCGGCUGCUCUCGGCCACGGCCGCCAUGGCCGCCGUGGCCCAGCAGGCCCCUAACCCAAAGGCGUACCUCGAGAGCGGUGUCAUAAAACCAAAGGAGCACGUCGAUGUCAAGAAGGUGCUGGUCAUUGGUAGCGGUGGUCUUUCCAUUGGCCAGGCCGGCGAGUUCGACUAUUCUGGAUCGCAGGCCCUCAAGGCCCUCAAGGAGGCUGGCGUGAAGUCGGUACUCAUCAACCCCAACAUUGCGACCAUCCAGACCAACCAUAGCCUCGCCGAUGAGGUCUACUACCUCCCUGUCACUCCGGAAUAUGUCGAGUACGUUAUCCAGAAGGAGAAGCCCGAUGGCAUCUUCCUCUCCUUCGGCGGUCAAACUGCUCUCAACCUCGGCGUCCAGAUGCAGAAGCGUGGCUUGUUCGAGAAGUACGGCGUCAGGGUCCUUGGCACCAGUAUCAGGACCCUCGAGCUCAGCGAGGACAGAGACCUGUUCGCCAAGGCUCUUGAGGAGAUCAACAUCCCGAUUGCGAAGUCGAUCGCUGUCAAUACCGUCGAUGAGGCCCUGGAGGCCGCUCGCAAGGUCGGGUAUCCCAUUAUCGUCCGUGCUGCCUAUGCGCUUGGCGGCCUGGGGUCUGGCUUCGCAAACAACGAGGAGGAGCUGCGGAACAUGGCUGCUCGCUCGCUCACACUCUCACCGCAAAUCCUGGUCGAAAAGUCUCUUAAGGGUUGGAAGGAGGUUGAAUAUGAGGUCGUCCGUGAUGCAAACAACAACUGCAUCACCGUGUGCAACAUGGAAAACUUUGACCCCUUGGGUAUCCACACCGGUGACUCUAUCGUCGUGGCUCCCAGUCAGACUUUGAGCGACGAGGAGUACCAUAUGCUGCGCUCGGCUGCCAUCAAGAUUGUUCGUCACCUGGGCGUAGUUGGUGAGUGCAACGUUCAGUACGCCCUGCAACCCGACGGUCUCGACUACCGUGUCAUCGAAGUCAAUGCUCGUCUCUCCCGCUCGUCUGCUCUGGCUUCCAAGGCGACCGGCUACCCCCUAGCGUAUACUGCUGCCAAGAUUGGAUUGGGCCACAGCCUGCCGGAGCUUCCCAACGCCGUCACCAAGACGACGACCGCCAACUUUGAGCCCUCGCUGGAUUACAUUGUCACCAAGAUUCCCAGGUGGGAUCUGUCCAAGUUCCAGCACGUCAAGCGCGACAUCGGCAGCGCCAUGAAGUCGGUCGGAGAGGUCAUGGCUAUCGGCCGUACCUUUGAGGAGUCGUUCCAGAAGGCUAUCCGCAUGGUCGACCCCAAAUUUGUUGGCUUCCAGGGAGCGAAGUUCGAGGACCUUGAUUAUGAACUUCAGAAUCCGACUGACCGCCGCUGGUUGGCGAUCGGUCAAGCGAUGCUUCACGAGAAUUAUACUGUUGACCGUAUCCACGAGCUGACUAAGAUCGACAAGUGGUUCCUUUACAAGCUCCAGAACAUCGUCGAUUGCACCAAGGAGCUCCAGCAGAUUGGUAGCCUCAGCGCUCUGAAGAAGGAGCACAUCCUCAAGGCCAAGAAGCUGGGUUUCUCCGACAAGCAGAUUGCCAUUGCUGUUGGUAGCACUGAAGACGAGGUCCGGGCUCGCCGUCUGGAAUUUGGCAUUCGUCCGUGGGUCAAGAAGAUCGAUACACUUGCCGCCGAGUUCCCUGCCGAUACCAAUUACCUCUACACCACCUACAACGCCUCAUCUCACGAUGUCACCUUUGAUGACAAGGGCACUAUCGUCUUGGGCAGCGGUGUCUACCGUAUUGGCAGCUCAGUCGAAUUCGAUUGGUGUGCCGUCAGUGCCACCCAAGCUUUGCGAAAGAUUGGAGAGAAGACAGUUGUGAUCAAUCAGAAUCUCAACACAACCCUUGAUGUUGCCGCUGAAGCUAGUGAGAAGGCUCAAAUUGAGGUUAAGCGGCAAUGGAACCGCAAGUGGCAUCGACACCAACUAGCCACUCACCGGGAAGCCUAUAUUUCUGCGUUGAGAGAGUGUGUUAGGCCGCCCAGGGCCAAUAAUCCGGGCCAGAGCGCAGCCCGUGCUAGGGAGAGGGCCCAAAGGGCUUUUGGAGAAGUGCUACUGCAGCCAGUUGUGACAAAGCCUCCAAGUACAAACACAGCUACACGAGUCACAUUCGGCACCUGCACCCGCGAGCGUAUGGCCCUUCCUGAGAAGCAGCCGUACUUCUGUCUGCUGUGCAAAUGCACCCUCGCCAGCAAUUCGAACUGGCACAGGUACAGGCGAACUGACCGCCACCUGGAGCAUAUCAAUGCUCUCAAGAAGAGUGGGAUGAACCCGGAAACUUUGAGCACAGAUUACGAUAAUGCUGACAGAUUAUAUUUUGAAGAGCUCAGUUAUGAACGUGUAAUGGACAUUUAUGAGCUCGAAGAGGCGAGUGGUGUUGUGGUGUCUGUCGGUGGUCAGCUGCCCCAGAACAUCGCCCUCCGUUUACAGGAGACAGGUGGCGCCAAUGUUCUGGGGACGGACCCUCGCAAUAUUGACCGAGCCGAAGACAGGCAGAAAUUCUCCGAGAUUUUGGACAGUAUUGGCGUUGAUCAACCGGCAUGGAAAGAGUUGACAUCCGUGAAAGCAGCCGAGGAGUUCGCCGAGCAAGUUGGCUACCCUGUUCUGGUUCGUCCCAGCUAUGUCCUUUCUGGCGCUGCCAUGACCGUGAUCCGGAGCAAGGAGGAGCUGAAGGACAAGCUAGAAGCUGCCGCCGAGGUCUCACCAGACCAUCCGGUGGUGAUUAGCAAGUUCAUCGAAGGUGCUCAGGAGAUUGACUUGGACGCCGUUGCGUACCAGGGCAAUCUGAUCCUGCACGCUGUUAGUGAGCAUGUCGAGCAGGCUGGCGUCCACUCUGGUGAUGCAACCCUCGUUCUCCCUCCCGUCAACUUGGACAACGAUAUUAUGCAGCGUCUUAAAGACAUCGCUCAGAAAAUCGCCAAGGCGCUGCAGAUUACUGGCCCCUUUAACAUGCAAGUUAUUAAGGCCGAUGAUCCGGAAGGUGGCGCCCCGGCACUCAAGGUGAUUGAGUGCAACUUGCGUGCUUCACGCUCAUUCCCUUUUGUUAGCAAGGUUUUGGGCACCAACUUCAUCGAUGUCGCGACUAAGGCGCUUGUUGGCAAGAACGUUCCGGAGCCCGUGGAUCUGAUGGCAGUCAAGCGCAAUUAUCUUGCGACCAAGGUUCCGCAGUUUUCUUGGACGCGUCUUGCUGGCGCCGACCCUUUCCUAGGGGUCGAAAUGGCCUCUACGGGCGAGGUGGCCUGCUUCGGCAAGGAUCUCGUCGAGGCCUACUGGACUUCACUCCAGUCGACCAUGAACUUUCGGGUCCCCGAGCCCGGUGAGGGUCUCCUCUUUGGCGGCGAGCUGAGCAAGCCUUGGCUCACGGCUGUCGUUGAUUACUUGGCUCCUCUCGGCUACAAGCUGUACGCCGCUGAUGCAGAGGUGAAGAAGCAUCUCGAAUCGACGUCCAAGCACGCUAUCAGUGUUCAGGUUAUCGAGUUCCCCGCCCAUGACAAGCGUGCGCUGCGCGAGGUGUUCGAAAAGUACGACAUCCGCGGCGUCUUCAACCUUGCCCAGGCGCGUGGCAAAACAAUCCAUGACGUCGACUAUGUGAUGCGCCGCAAUGCCGUCGAUUUUGGCGUCCCUCUUUUCAUGGAACCUCAGACUGCCAUCCUUUUCGCGCAAUGCUUGAGCGAGAAGCUUCCUCGUCCCUCGGGUAUUCCCUCUGAAGUCCGCAGAUGGUCCGAGUUCCUUGGUGGAAAGCCCCUCUGA
Messenger RNA from Thermochaetoides thermophila DSM 1495, 3945 nucleotides. Its product is annotated as carbamoyl-phosphate synthase arginine-specific large chain-like protein. Gene Ontology annotation, molecular function: dihydroorotase activity; metal ion binding; ATP binding. The transcript is spliced from 6 exons. Lineage: Eukaryota; Fungi; Ascomycota; Sordariomycetes; Sordariales; Chaetomiaceae. Gene Ontology annotation, cellular component: cytosol; cytoplasm. The record is from RefSeq and is a predicted model, not a curated record. The coding region runs from base 1 to 3945 and encodes 1314 amino acids. Gene Ontology annotation, biological process: L-citrulline biosynthetic process; 'de novo' pyrimidine nucleobase biosynthetic process; UTP biosynthetic process.